Capronia epimyces CBS 606.96 is the source of this 402-nucleotide messenger RNA. RefSeq lists its product as uncharacterized. Gene Ontology annotation, biological process: 2-oxoglutarate metabolic process. NCBI's taxonomy places the organism in Eukaryota, Fungi, Ascomycota, Eurotiomycetes, Chaetothyriales, Herpotrichiellaceae. The record is from RefSeq and is a predicted model, not a curated record. The transcript is spliced from 2 exons. The coding region runs from base 1 to 402 and encodes 133 amino acids.
AUGCGUCCCUCUCUCAUUCUCCGGGCCACCCAGCACCGGACUCCCUUGAUUAAAUUCAUCGGAAAACACAAUCCACCAAAAACAUUAGACCACACACCCAAGCCCCAUCCUGCCUCACCAACUCAUUCCCUCCCCGACAGCUUCAAAACCUAUCGCUCCAAAGCACAACAGCAUGGUCCUCUAGGUGGCCAAGGUCACGCUUCUCCGUUUCAAGCACCCACCUCAGGCAUAAUGACCUACGGACGUAUCGGCGGCACUCCAGGGGAAUUGCUGGGGCCGGUUGAACCCAAGGACGGCGAGUACUUUGACAGAAAUGACCUUCCGAAGAGGUUCUGGAGAGCACAGUGGACAGAAGAGGAGAUUGAAGCAGUGAAUAGUGGCGGGGCCGGCUUGUUUGCGUGA